Branchiostoma belcheri (Belcher's lancelet) is the source of this 1893-nucleotide messenger RNA. RefSeq names its product beta-galactoside alpha-2,6-sialyltransferase 2-like. The coding region runs from base 170 to 1606 and encodes 478 amino acids. Gene Ontology annotation, biological process: oligosaccharide metabolic process; N-glycan processing. The record is from RefSeq and is a predicted model, not a curated record. NCBI's taxonomy places the organism in Eukaryota, Metazoa, Chordata, Leptocardii, Amphioxiformes, Branchiostomatidae. The transcript has 7 exons. Gene Ontology annotation, molecular function: alpha-N-acetylneuraminate alpha-2,8-sialyltransferase activity.
CGGUCUUUCAAGGCUAUCUAGUAUCUACACUAAGAUCUUGUACACUAUGUUGUGCUGUCCACAUGUAAGAUGAUUUAUCAAAGCAUGUUCUUGUCAUUUCUUAAGAUAGCGAGUUGGUCGAUACGUCAGAAGAAGGUGGUUCUAAGAUUUUAAGUGUAUUGUAAGGAUUAUGAAAAUUGACUUGGUCUUGGCCGCAAAAACUUCGCCCUUACGCAAGAACAGGAGUGCUAUAUUUCGGAUGGAUGUGCAUCGGAUACAAUACGCAUUCCUGUUUUUCGUGGCUUUGUCUGGGAGCUAUUUUAUGGGACUGAUAACCACACUUCGGUCUGCGCCCCCGGUCCCAAUCUACACAGCGAGCCCGCAAAAAUUGGAGAGACCACCAGAAGUGCCACAGGUCGGAGAGGUGAAGUUAGUUCGGAGGGCCAACGAUGCACCGUUAGAAAAUGACAGACUCGGGGCACCCUCAAAUGGAGUGGAGUUUGAAUGGGGGAAGGGACCUCCGACCUCAGAAGAGAUGAGAGAGUCUUUUGGCGGAGGAGAUAGCGAUAGCAAUGAAGGAGGGAAGGAGAGAAAGAGAAAUGAUGAAGAAGAAGAGCCAGAGGAAGAAGGUGGAAACGUAGACUAUGAUAUCAGAGGAGACGCUCACGAAAAGGACAAAAGUGAGGAAGAGGAUGCUUCUAGUCACGAUGAGGAAGAAAAAUCCGAAAAGAAAAAGGAAGAUAAGAAGAAAGCGAAAAAGGAAGAUGAGCCAUUUAGCAGCAAUACCAAUGAUGAUGAUCUCAGAUCUUUGAUAUCCUCAAAGAUGCCAUCCGGACUGGACCUCGUGGACUUUAAUUACUUUGAGAAGGACAUUAAAAGAUGUUUUAACGGUACUCAGUACAUCGAUGGCUGCAAUCGCGACAAUGCCAUCAAACGGCAACGGACAUGCGCAGUCGUGGGCAACAGCGGUAUUCUCUCCAAAUCCGGCUGCGGUAAAGCCAUUGACGAUCACGACUUCGUCAUCCGGAUUAACUUUCCUAAUCUGAAAGAUUACGAAAAAGACGUUGGCGAGAAGACAAAUCUUAUGGUUGUCGGGCGCCACGUCUUGAGUGUUAUCUACAAAUGUAUUAAAGACAAACAGGAAUGCUUUGUGUUAAAACGGGUGGAUGAUCUUGACAAAGCGUACCUCUACCAUCCCGAAGCCUUGGUGGAAUUGGAGUCCCAAACAGCCCGCAGACCUUAUAAGAAGAUUACUUACGUCAAGAAAUAUGUCAGCGCACACAAAAACGUCGUGAACUUCCUCUAUUCCAUGUCCAGUGCUCCAGAAAGAAUUAGAGAGCUGGGGAGAAGCUUAGUUGAACGUUUCCCGGAAAAUCCGAGCAACGGUGCCAUCGCGUAUUCCCUGGCGCUGACCUUCUGUGAUGAAGUGGAUCUCUACGGGUUCUUCCCCUUCAAGCAAUACCAGGACAAGGCAGUAUCCCAACACUACCAUACCGACCCUGAACUAGGAGGAGAUGGAUUCGACGAGAAAGCGCUAGAGCAAGAGUGGAGCUACAUGAGAGAGUUAGAGUCCAAGGGCGCCCUGAAGUUCUAUAUUGAUGCAUGUAAAAGUAAAAACAGUAAAUAGUAGAUACCUGCUUUGAUUGUAUCAUAAUCUCGAGUUGUACUCAACUUGUAGGUUCAAGAAAGCUAUGAUUUUCAAAUCACAAUUGUAUGAUAAGUUUGCUAUAGGAGAUUUAAGCUGGAAAGGGAAACGUGGUCUUCACUUGGUAGAUGGAAGCUAAUUUAUAAUGCUAAACCAAGUCAUGUACGUGUAAUAGUAUACGAAGUAAGUAUACAGCGUAUACACUGCCUGCAUCUGCUACUAUUCUUCUAUAUCAAAGACGAACACAGUGAAAUAAAUAUUCCAGAAUC